This is a messenger RNA of Solanum stenotomum, 690 nucleotides long. Its product is annotated as vestitone reductase-like. NCBI's taxonomy places the organism in Eukaryota, Viridiplantae, Streptophyta, Magnoliopsida, Solanales, Solanaceae. Gene Ontology annotation, molecular function: 3-beta-hydroxy-Delta5-steroid dehydrogenase (NAD+) activity. The record is from RefSeq and is a predicted model, not a curated record. The coding region runs from base 1 to 690 and encodes 229 amino acids. The transcript has 4 exons. Gene Ontology annotation, biological process: steroid biosynthetic process.
AUGGAAAAGAUUAAUGAGAAGGGAAUUGUAUGUGUAACUGGUGGAACAGGUUAUGUAACAUCUUGGUUGAUACUGAGGCUACUUCAAUCUGGCUAUUAUGUUAAUACCACAAUUAAUAAUAACAUGGAUGAAGAAAGAGCAAGUUUUUUGAAGAAAUUGCCAAAUGCAUCACAAAAACUUAAAAUUUUCACAACAAAUCAUGAAGAUCAUGAAAGCUAUAAUCCAGCAAUUGAAGGGUGCAAUGGUGUCAUAAUUGGUCACUCUGUUGAUUUCGAGGAUAAAUACGACGAUGAGGAGAGGGAAAUUCAACGAUCCAUCGAUGGAACUUUAGGCAUUUUGAAGGCAUGUUUAGAUUCGAAAACAAUAAAACGAGUCAUAUAUACUUCAAGUGAUGGUACAAUUGGUUUUAUUGAAGGGGGUCCAAAUGUAGUAGAUGAAAGUAAUUGGACAAAUAUAGAAUAUGAUUCUGGCGUUAUCGCAUUGGUCCACGUGGAUGAUGUUGCUCGAGCUCACAUAUUUCUUUUGGAAUCUACUAAAGUUAAAGGGAGUUGUUUGAAGGUGACAAAAGCAUUUAACUGUCCCCGCCCUUGUUCGAAGAAAUUGUUGGAUGUAGGUUUCAAAUACAAGUACAGUCUUGAAGAUAUGUAUGAUGGAGCCAUUGCUUCUUGCAAACAAAUUGGUUUACUCUAG